CAUCCAGGCAGGGGAGUCCGCCAUGCUGUGCACAGAUGGCAUGAAUGUUCUCUUCAUAGUAGCGGACGAUCUGCGUCCUGCUUUGGGCUGUUACGGUGACAGUCUUGUGAAAUCUCCAAACAUCGAUCAGCUUGCAUCUCGCAGCGUUGUGUUCCAGAACGCAUACGCUCAACAAGCCGUAUGUGCUCCGAGCAGAGUGUCUUUUCUAACGGGACGCAGGCCCGACACCACCCGGCUUUACGAUUUCCACUCCUACUGGAGAGUACAUGCGGGAAACUAUUCCACAAUACCCCAGUACUUCAAAGAGAAUGGCUACACGACCCUGUCCGUGGGGAAAGUGUUUCACCCUGGGAUUUCUUCCAAUCACAGUGAUGACUAUCCAUACAGUUGGUCCAUGCCACCUUUUCAUCCCUCUGCUGAAAAAUACGAAAACAGUAAGACGUGUAAAGGAAAAGAUGGAGAGCUUCAUGCCAACCUGGUUUGCCCUGUCGAUGUGACUGAAGUGCCUUUGGGUACCUUGCCAGAUAUACAGAGCACCAAGGAAGCCAUACGCUUGCUGAACCUCAUGAAAAUAAAGAACCGUAAAUUCUUCCUGGCUGUCGGUUAUCACAAACCACACAUCCCCCUGAGGUAUCCGCAGGAGUUUCUCAAGCUGUACCCGAUGGAAAACAUCACACUAGCCCCAGACCCUCAGGUGCCUGCAGAACUGCCCACUGUGGCGUAUAACCCCUGGACGGAUAUCCGACAACGGGAGGACGUCCAGGCGUUAAACAUCAGCUUUCCUUAUGGACCAAUUCCAGAAGACUUCCAGCGGCAGAUUCGUCAGAGCUAUUUUGCUGCAGUUUCUUACCUGGAUACGCAGGUUGGCUUGCUACUGAACGCCUUGGAUGAUGCUGGGCUCUCGAAUAACACAAUUGUGAUGUUUACGGCUGAUCAUGGAUGGUCUCUGGGUGAACAUGGAGAAUGGGCGAAAUACAGCAAUUUUGAUGUCGCCACCCGCGUCCCACUGAUGUUCUACGUACCAGUGGUGUCACUGCUGUUGGAAGCGGACUUUGUAGCUCCAGGAAAAGCCAAAAAAAUGGUUGAGCUUGUGUCUGUCUUCUCAACACUGGCUGAACUUGCAGGCCUGUGGGUUCCUCCAGCAUGCCCUGACGCUUCAUUUCAUGUUGCGCUCUGCACCGAGGGGCCGAGUGUUGUCCGGCAUUUUAACGCCACUGACGAGGAUGUCUACGCUACUGCCUAUGACAGUGACUAUGACCUUGAAGAUGACUAUGAGGAGCCAAUAGCUUUCAGCCAGUAUCCACGGCCUGCAGACACUCCCCAGUGGGACUCGGAUAAACCAGAGCUGAAAGACAUAAAAAUCAUGGGGUAUUCCAUGCGCACUGUUGACUAUCGCUAUACUGUGUGGGUUGGGUUUAAUCCCAGUAACUUUAGUGCUGAUUUGCAGGAUGUUCAUGCUGGAGAGCUGUACAUGGUAGGAAGUGAUCCCAAUGAGGAUCAUAACAUCUAUAACAGUAGUUUGCAUGGGGACCUGGUCAAAAAAUUUCUUAGGUUCCUCAGGCGUUAGGGGGGUGCGUGCGGGGCGUGCACUCUGGAUGCUGAAGUAAUAUGACACUUUCCUUUUUUAUUUGUGUGUAAACUGUGUGUUUUGCACAAAGCAACGGGCUGAAUUAAAACCCUCUUUGUACAAAAA
Pelodiscus sinensis (Chinese soft-shelled turtle) is the source of this 1693-nucleotide messenger RNA. The record is from RefSeq and is a predicted model, not a curated record. Lineage: Eukaryota; Metazoa; Chordata; Testudines; Trionychidae.